AUGACCCGAACAGAGCUGCAUCGGCUACUCGAUGACGGCGCGGACGCGGAAAAUGAGUCAGGUUUGGUUCCGCGUGUGUGGUCUUUUCAGCCGGGAAAUGCUGGAAAACUGGUUCGAUGAUAUCACUCAGUAUGAGUUCAGGGCUUUCGAUUUCAGUUGGAGUCAACGGUUUGAUCAGAGAGAAAUCGGCAAACAUCAGGUGACGCGGCAGAACCUGAUCAACGGAAGACCAAGUGUGCCUAAAUGUAUUCAUAGCUUACCUCCCAGAUGGAAUAUAAAAGCAGCAGUUGUCAGUGACAAACCGUUCUUUCUGGGUCGACCGCUUUUCUCACCUCUUUUUCUUCCCACACAUUCUUGACCAGACCGGUUCGGAGGAUCAAGACAAAAAAGGGAAAGAAAAGGGAGAAUGGGACAGGGACCAGUAAACAACCAGUCUUCACUUGAUGAAACUUUAAAAGUUUGAGUGAAACCAUAUAUAAAAGCGGAGGUGGUCGAGAACGGCGCUCGCCCUUUGGGACGGUUUUAUUAUUCCGUCGCUAGCUUGCCGUGCCCGCAUUCAUUUUACCUUUGCAGCCGUCGAAAUGCCCUGCGAGCGCACCAAUUGGAGGGUCGUCUACCUGAUGGGCGCCUUUUCGCUCAUUCAGAACACGCAGUACUCAAUCUAUCUGACGACAAUGUUCUCGUACCUCAAGAAGUUGGACGCCACCGCCAUCGAGUCACAGUUCGGAUGGAUCAUGGCCACCUCGAGUCUCGGCCAUUGCAUCGGAUGUUUUGUUUUGGGCUGGUGGAAUAGUAAAUCUAGAAAGGUUUUUGUUUUUGUUCGUUCUUCCCUCGCAAACGAUCUUUGCUUCCAGAGCUCUCCUUCGAUGCACUGCGGCUUCCUUCUGAUGCUCGCUUCCAACAUCGUCUACCUGUUCAUCGACUGCGUGCCUGCCACGUGGGUCGCUCAUCUCAUGAUGUUCUCCCGGCUCCUGGGCGGUCUCGGAAUGGGAAACUCGAGCCCGAUGAGAACUUGCGCCUCUCUCCACUCCACUUCCUCCGAUCGUUCGAAAGCGAUGGCUUCCAUCUCGGGAGGCCGUUCCGUGGGUACUGUAGUUGGCCCUGGCCUCCAACUAAUCUUCCUGCCGCUCGGAGAGACUGGAUUCGUUCUUCUUCCCGGCCUUCUCUCGCUCCACUCCAACAACGCCCCCGCUUUCCUUGGCAUCGUCUUGACUAUGAUCGGUUUUGUGUCGCUCAUGAUAUUUUUCGAGGAGGAAUCCGCUGAAGACUCGGACAAGAUGGCCAUUACGAUUGCAGACUUCGAAAAUCAGUACAACACUGUCAAGGUUCAAAAGGUUUUUUUUUAAGAUUUCCCCUGACCACUAUUCUUCAGGAAGAGUACCCGAGAGCGGAUAAAAUUGCAAUGUUCAUCUGUAUGCUCACCCGUUUCGUUCAAAACUUUAUGCAAAUUUCGAUAGAGACGCUGGCUCCCGCCAUUCUGAUGAUGAUGUAUUUCCAGACGAGACAGGUAAGCAGCGAAUGAAUAGAUUCGUGACGACAAACGUUCCCACGAAACUUCUAUUGUUGGUCUUUAAAAUAGCCUUUUCAAUGUUUGGAGUGAGUCAGCAAUUCGUUCAAAGCUAGCUCAUAGCAACGACCAGGCAGGUACCGAGAGGAUUUCAGGAAGCAGUCGCCAGCAUGGCCACCACCUAUCUGAUCACUGGGCUCAUCGCCACCGUCCUCUAUCUCCUCAUCAUUUUCACUAAAUUGUCGGCAAUGUCAGUUUUUCUGUUAUUUAGCUUCUCCUCUGUAUCUUUGCUUUUUCAGAGUCCGCGACAAGAUCUUCAACUCCCUUGUUCUCCUCUUCUUCGUCUGCCAUCUUCUGGCCACCUACUCCUGGCAGUUCUACGGAACUUCCGUGCUCUCCGAACAGUUCUCAAACGAAACGCUGACUGGAUGCGACGACUCCCACUUCCUCUGGUGUCUCGACCUGACCGUCUCUCCUCAAUGGGCCUUCUACGUCGGCUACGUUCUCAGUUUCGGCCUCUUCAUGCCGUUCAUCAACGUGGCAAAUGCCACUCUCUACUCGAAACUUCUCAAUCCAGAUUGCCAAGGAACUAAGCAGAGUCUCUAUGACAUUUCGAACACUAUGGCUCGCAUUUUUGCUCCGAUUCUUAUCACGUAAGAAAUGAAAACGAUCUUUGCUCUCACUAUCAGUUCGUAAUGAUUUCAGAAUGAUCUACAUGUCGUCUGGCCCGAGAAGAGCGUGGGAAUUCCUUUGUCUCCUGCUGCUCUUCACCACAUUCCUCUGGAUUCUCUUCGAUAAACGACUUGUUCCCAUGAGACCACUGGCCAGACACGUCUUCGAUAAUGACGGAUUCGAGCAACAGGAGAAAACAUCGCAAUCGAAAUUGGUCUCUUGA
Molecule: messenger RNA, 2402 nt
Organism: Caenorhabditis sp. 36 PRJEB53466
Lineage: Eukaryota; Metazoa; Nematoda; Chromadorea; Rhabditida; Rhabditidae
Source: the annotation of a GenBank genome assembly